AUGGCAGUCGCGUUCACCGUGUUGCACUCGUCAAUCGCCGAGCACGCCGAACAGAAUGCCAACUAUGGUAAGAAAUCUGGUGGUUGGAACUCUACAACUACCCCGACUGCUGGUUCGGGUUGGUCGAGACAAUCUUCUAUGAGUAGGAAGCAGUCAGUAGUUGAUGCUAACGAGUUGACUUCAGCUACUUCAGGACUUAAUAUAACUAAAUCAUCUACAACUAGAGUUAUAAGGAUCAUCAAUAAUUUCGAUCACACAGUACAGUGUCGAGUUCUACUUAAUUUGCGAACCACCCAACCUUUCGAAGAGGUCAUUGAGGAUUUAGGACAUGUGCUCAAAAUGAACAAUGCUAAACGCAUGUUAACCGUGUCUAAUCAAGAAGUUCGUAGUUUUUCACAACUGAGAAAUGAAUUUUCGGACGUUGACACAUUUUACAUUACGUCUGAGUCACGUGUACUAUCACCGCCAUUCAGAAGAUCACGAUCCAGAGGGGCAUUAGCGGUUGAACCGAUUAUAAAUACAGUUCCUACAAAGGCGGAGAAACAAAGGAGAGCAAGAAGCAAAAGCCGACCUCGUGCACUAUACGCAGCCGAUACAGAUAUUGUUAAAGUUCCUCCAGAUUAUACAGUUUUGGACGUGAUGAAAGAAGAACCAAUACGCGUGCAGAUAAGAGGAGCAAGAAAAACAUUUUUUCCUCCAAUGGUCCAUUCUCCCUCAGAUGAUUCACCUCCAGAUAAAAGAUUAACUUUAAAUUGGGUUUACGGUUAUCGAGGCGUCGAUACGAGAAGGAACUUGUGGGUAUUGCCUACCGGAGAACUUUUGUAUUACGUUGCGGCUGUGGCCGUGCUUUAUGAUAGGGAUGAAGAAUCACAAAGGCAUUAUAUCGGACACACUGAAGAUAUUCAAUGUAUGGACAUACAUCCUUCCAAGGAAAUGGUUGCUUCGGCUCAAAAAGCUGGUAGAACACGAAAAACACAGGCUCACAUUAGGAUCUGGAGUCCUGAAACUCUGUAUACUCUGUACAUAGUUGGUAAUGGCGAAUUUGAAGAAGGAGUCAGUGCAUUAGCAUUUUCACAACUCACUGGAGGAAAUUAUUUAUUAGCUGUCGAUUGUGGAAGAGAAAAAAUGUUAUCUGUGUGGCAAUGGCAAUGGGGACAUUUAUUGGGUAAAGUUGCUACAAUGCAAACUGAAGACAUACUGGGUGCGUCUUUUCAUCCUUUAGACGACAAUUUAAUGAUAACUUAUGGGAAAGGCCAUUUGACGUUUUGGACCAGACGGAAGGAUGGGUUUUUCGAAAAAAUUGAUAUUAUAAAAGCACCUUCGAGGACGGUAGUUACGAGCUUACAGUUCGAACAAGAAGGGGACGUAAUUACGGCGGAUGGCGAUGGAUUUAUUACAAUUUACUCUGUAGACAGCGAUGGCGCGUAUUAUGUCAGGAUGGAAUUCGAGGCACAUAACAAAAGCAUAAAUGCUCUUAUAAUGCUACCGGAAGGCACUCUAUUAUCCGGGGGUGAGAAAGACCGUAAAAUCAUAGCUUGGGAUUCAUUACAAAAUUACAAUAAGAUAACUGAAACAAAAUUAACUGAAGUUUAUGGUGGUGUAAGAAGCCUAUACCCUCAACGGCCAGGAAGAAACGACGGUAACAUAUACGUAGGCACAAUAAAAAAUCAUAUUCUAGAAGGAUCAAUGCAAAGGAGAUUUAAUAGAAUAGUAUUUGGCCAUAGUAAACAAUUGUGGGGAUUAGCAGUCCAUCCCGACGAUGAACUUUUUGCUACCGCAGGUUACGAUAAAAAUAUAAGUCUAUGGAAAAGGCAUGCUUUACUGUGGAGUACUCAAAUCACAUAUGAAUGUGUAUCACUUACCUUUCAUCCAUUUGGUACGGCUCUUGUGGCUGGUUCAGUAGAAGGAUAUUUGGUUAUCAUAAAUGCUGAAAACGGGUCUGUGGUGUCAAGCGUUAGAGUGUGCGGUUCUGCUUUGACGUGUAUGGGUUUUAAUCCAGCCGGAGAUACAAUAGCCGUUGGUUCUCAAAAUGGUAGUGUAUAUCUGUAUCGAGUCAGUAGAGACGGAUUCACUUUCAAAAAAUCUAAUAAAAUUAGAGGAGUCCAACCAUUGGUGCAUUUAGACUGGAGUACGGAUGGAAAUUAUCUACAAACAGUCACUGCCGAAUACGACCUCGUUUUUUGGGAUGUCAAAGGAUUGAUACAAGAAAAAAGCGCACCUGCAAUGAAGGACGUCAAAUGGUAUACCUAUAACGCAACCAUAGGCUACUUAGUUUCUGGUAUUUGGCACAACAGAUAUUAUCCAAUUUCAUCAAUGAUAAGCACUGCCAACAGAUCAUCAGCCCAUGAUCUUUUUAUAACCGGAGACACAGAUGGACAUCUUAGGUUAUUUAGGCAUCCGUGUAUUCUUACCAAAUCCGAAUACAACGAAGAAAAGGUUUAUAGUGGACAAGUAUCGAGUGCUAGAUUUUUGUACAACGAUAGAAACGUGGUGACAGUCGGUGGAACGGAUGCGGCUCUUAUGCUAUGGGAUGUCAUAGAAGAUUAA
Macrosiphum euphorbiae (potato aphid) is the source of this 2547-nucleotide messenger RNA. Lineage: Eukaryota; Metazoa; Arthropoda; Insecta; Hemiptera; Aphididae. The record is from the annotation of a GenBank genome assembly.